Molecule: messenger RNA, 1657 nt
Organism: Rhinolophus ferrumequinum (greater horseshoe bat)
Lineage: Eukaryota; Metazoa; Chordata; Mammalia; Chiroptera; Rhinolophidae
Gene: KLK11
Product: kallikrein related peptidase 11
Exons: 6
Coding region: 634-1386 (250 amino acids)
Biological process (GO): proteolysis
Molecular function (GO): serine-type endopeptidase activity
Source: RefSeq, a predicted model, not a curated record
UGGGGAGGGAGUGGUACGGACAGGAGGAGAGACAGAGAGACUGGGGGAUGAGGUGGAAGAAGAGGGGUUCAGAGACAGAGGGAGAGAGAGAAAGUGAGAGAUGGAGGGAGGGAGGCAGGCAGAGAGGCACAAGGAAAGAUCAAGAAUGAGAGACCCACAGAGCGCGACUGGGAGAGCAAAGCAGAGAUAGACAAUGACAGAAAGGCACAGGGACAGAAAGAGAAGAACGAGACACACGCAGAAUUACAGAAAGGCAGUGAAUAAAUGACAGAGAGAUUCGGAGUGACAGGGCAGGAUGUAGACAGACGGAGGGACACAAAAUUGAGGAGAAACUGAGAAAAUCAGAGAGAAGGGGAGCUUGAAGAGGUGACAGAGGCAGGCAGGCCGCAGCACCGAGGCCCAGGGCCGGUCAUGGGAGGGCCCCCACACACACCCCGCCCCCAGGGCGAUAAGGCAGGGCUAGGAGGCCCAGUCAUACUGGGCCACCCUUCUCCUGUCUGCCUGCCUGGUGCCAUACACGCAGACCCAGCCUGCCCCAGCCUGCUGCAGCUGCCACCACCACCACCACCUUGGGCCCCGGGAGCCCCAGCCCGAGCUUAAGAACCUGGGGCCUGCCCUCCCGGACUCCAGGCAAUGAGGAUUCUACUAUUAAUGAUGCUUGCUCUGGUGACAGGGCAUGUACGGGGAGAGACCAGGAUCAUCAAGGGUUACGAGUGCUCUCCUCAUUCCCAGCCCUGGCAGGCGGCUCUCUUCCAGAAGACACGGCUGCUCUGUGGGGCAACCCUUGUCGCCCCCAAAUGGCUCCUGACAGCAGCCCACUGCCGCAAGCCCCGAUACGUAGUUCACCUGGGGGAGCACAACCUCCAGCGACAGGAUGGCUAUGAGCAGACCCGAAUAGCGACCGAGUCCUUCCCCCACCCAGACUUCAAUGACAGCAUCCCCAACAAAGACCACCGCAACGACAUCAUGCUGGUGAAGAUGGUGGCACCAGCCUUCAUCACCCGGGCCGUGCGGCCCCUCACCCUCUCAUCAUGCUGUGUCACUCCUGGCACCCGCUGCCUCAUUUCCGGCUGGGGCACCACCUCCAGCCCCCAGUUGCACCUGCCCCACACCUUGCGGUGUGCCAAGAUCACCAUCAUGGAUCACAAGGAGUGCGAGGACGCCUACCCUGGCAACAUCACAGACACCAUGGUGUGUGCCAAUGUUCGGGAAGAGGGCAAGGACUCCUGCCAGGGUGACUCUGGGGGCCCUCUGGUCUGUAAUGGGUCUCUUCAAGGCAUUAUCUCCUGGGGUCAGGAUCCAUGUGCUGUCACCAGAAAGCCCGGUGUCUACACAAAGGUCUGUAAAUAUGUGGACUGGAUCGAGGAGACUAUGAAGAACAAUUAGCCAGGACCAACUCACCACGGCCCAGCCCCCUCAUCCUUACCUGGUGAUGUGGCUCCUGUCCACUCUGUUAAUAAUCAACCCUGAGCCAGGAUCCCUUUACAGACUUCCUUUGGGUCUCCUUGACCAGAGAGAUGCUGGAGCUUAAUAAUCAACUUGGAGUUUGGAAUUAGUGAGACCUGGGUUCGAAUCCUGUCACAUACUAACUUGUGACUCCAGGAGUGAUUAUUAAUAGCUAUUUGGUUUACUGGUGUAUCCCCAGCCUCAAAGACAA